GCCGUGCGAUACCUCAAGCACGUUGUCGAUGGUCUGGGCAGGGAGCGCUUCAGAACGAUGGUUGACUUGGCGUUGCGGGUCGACAACGCACUGCAGUCCGAUUUGUGCUGCACGGAAGGCCUCGACAGCGCCUGGGUGCAGGUGACAGACCUGGACGUGUUCAGCUGGUAUAUUAAAGGCAAUCAGUGGUGGAAUGCCUUCGUCCGCUAUCUGUGGAAAACGGAACCAGCGGAAGACUGGCAGAAGCGCCUCGUGGUCACAGGAUACAACCAGAUUAAGAACGCUUUCGCAACGCUCGAACAACAUUCUGACGUCGCGCUGCUCUACUUGUACCUGCUGGCUUCAGCCGAGGUGCUACAGUAUGACUACCGGAAGCGUGUGCUCCAGAGCGACAAUGAGGACUCCGGUGUGGUGUACGCCUGCAUGGAAGCAACACGGCGAGUCCUCUCUCCAUCGUGGCCCUACGUCAUCGCAGAUGUCUCUGGCUACGCACACGUCACAGUCGCUGUCGGGGACAUGUACGAACAGCUCCUCUCGUUGAGCAAUGAGAGUCCCUACUCGACGUCCAUGGACAACGUGACCCGUUUCCGCGCCAAUAGCCAGAUGAGCGUGCUGACGCUUGACGCCUUCCCUGCUUUCGUGCCUAUCAAAGGGGUCGACAUCAUAAGAUUCAGCAACGAUUUCAGACUUCAAGGCACCUUCGGUUCCGACUACUUGCGGCUUCUCGGUAUGUCCCAGUCGGUGGUGCGCGAUAGGGAGCAGCCUGCCGGUCUGGACCGCCUCACCGAUGACCAGUCGAAAGGCGUCCUGGAAUUCUCCCUCCUCACCCGAAGCCUGGUGGUGCCGUCUGCUUACACCCUUUCACCAGUUUUCUACGAACAAGACGUUCCCGAAAGCUUGAACUACGGCACGCUUGGAAGUUUAAUUGCGAAGGAGAUGUCCGAGAUGGUAGCGCCUGGCAGCCCUGCCAUCACUACAGACGCCGCGACGGAAGCGUCAGGUGAAUGGUGGACCGAAGCUUCUAGGAGGUCUCUCAACAAGACAAUGCAGUGCUGGCAGCGUUUGGCCAACAGGACGGAACCGAACGGCAGCGGGGGCGGCAACAGCAGCAGCGCAACGGCGGAACUGGGCCUCCUCGAGCGUUCCCUGUUCGUGUGGAGCCGCGGUGCGCGCCUCGCCUUCGACGCGAUGCGCAGGGUGGUGCAGCGUCGAGCCCUGCACUGGGCGCGCAGCGUUAGCGCAGCCCAGGAGCAGUGGCAGACGCAGCAGCGCGUCUUCUUCGCCCGCUUCUGCCUGCUCGCGUGCUCAGCGGCCUUCGACGGAAACGGGGCCAAACGAGGCGUGCUCUCUCCGCGGCUGCGCUGCAUGCUGCCCCUGGCCAACAUGCGCGAGUUCCACGCGGCUUACAACUGCACCCACAUCAACGAGACCAGCUACUGCCCCAGCCUGUGAUCAAAGGGGCAUUUCGUUUGCGCUGCUUCGCUGGUUUCGACGGCGCUGUCUGAUUAUGUGAAACAUUUUAGGUGUAGUGUGAUCUGCUUCUGUUUGCUUUUAUUUCGCCGCGGAACUUGCCCGACGAACGUCGUGUAACUCGCGCAGCAUAAACUGGGGUCGCUCGACGCCAGCCGCGAUCGUAUAUCCAUAACGUGUCUCCUUUUGUAAUAAAGAUUUCCCGC
Messenger RNA from Dermacentor andersoni, 1676 nucleotides. RefSeq lists its product as uncharacterized. Lineage: Eukaryota; Metazoa; Arthropoda; Arachnida; Ixodida; Ixodidae. The record is from RefSeq and is a predicted model, not a curated record. Gene Ontology annotation, molecular function: metalloendopeptidase activity. Gene Ontology annotation, cellular component: plasma membrane. Gene Ontology annotation, biological process: protein processing.